GGAGAGCGAGGUGAAAUAUUAACAGGCAGCGGUUCUCUAACCCUUACGGACUAGCCCAGCCGAAACGCCCGGGCGAAAGCUGCCAUCAAGAAGACUUGGCAGUCAGGUCCUGCUAGCGCACUUAAGCCUUGGGGCAGCAGGUUUUACAAAGGAAGCGAACUGUUCUACUUCUAGAGUUUUUCCAGUUUUUUCUAUAAAUCGAAACAGCUCAGAAUGGAGGCCUAAAACCCUUAAAGGGACUUAGUCUAAUCUCUGGGAGGUAGUUUUGUGCAUGAAUAAACAAAUUAAGUAGUUAACGAGAAUUUGUAGCAUCUAAAGAAUGUUAUACCUUUAAAAAUAUGAUAUAGUUAUGAGGUAUAACUAUAAAGUAAUAUUGAGUUUGAUUUUGAAUUUGACUGGAGAAGUGAUUGUACUUGGGACACAUUGUUGAAGCACUAUUCAAAAUUGUCUGGGCAGUCUCCCACUGGCUGCUGUGUAGAAUAGAAAAAAGUACUUGUGUUUGUUAAAGAUUUAAAAAUGAAUGACAGUUAUCUAGAACAAAAAGUUUAUAUUCAACCUCCUGCUAAAUUACAGAAAUAUGCAAAUGAGAACUUUGACUUCUACAAUGACACAAAAAUGCCAAGAACAAAACUUUUUAAUAGGUACAACAAAUUUAGAGAAAGUAGGAAAGAUGAACUUGAUGAUUGGUGAGGAAAUUAUGUAACCAUAAUAAAACUAUUGCUAUUUUAAAAGUCUAAAAUUUAGUUUGUUCAAAUGGGCUAUUAUCUCUGAGAAUGGUAUGAAUAAAAAAGAUGGCUAGAUGGUUACAUUUUGGUGAAGGAACAAACUCAUUCAGAAAGAGAAGUGAUACAGAAACAAUAAUAAACACCAAAAAGUUUUUUUAUAACAAUGGUGUAAAAUUUUUGACCAGUGAAAGGAAAGCUGAAAUUAGACAUAAUAACUCACCUUUGAGAUAUGUUUCUUUUGCCACCUGGAAAUAAAGCUUUCAAGUCUACAGCAGAAAAUCCCAGCAUCAAGGAAGGAAGGAAGGAAGGGAAAGGAAAGAAAAAGAAAGGAAAAGAAAGGAAGGUAGAAAAAUCCCAACAUCCGCGGGCCAGGAAACCAUGUUCGUUAGUCACUGCUAGAAAAACCGUGAUAACUUGUUGAUUGGUCAUUGCUGAUACUAUUGAUUCAGAACCCAUUCACUAAAAGCUAGUCAUAAUUGAGAUAUUCUAAAUUGUUAGAAGGUCUUUGUUCAAAAAGAGUAAAUUGUGACAAAAUAAAUUUAUUAUUUUUUAUCUUGAUGAAUUGUAGCUCCAGGUAUGCUAUCUGUGAUAUAAUUUCCAACCAAAGCCACAUUUGUACCAUUGCUUAUCCAAGCUAGCCUAUGGACUCAGCACUCUUGACUUUUGACUGUUUUAAAAAUAAAGUCACUACCAGAGUAGAAGAUUUGAUAUUGGCUCUCAACAGCAUAAAGCUGAGUUUAAAAGACCUGUUGAGCAAAUACAUUCAUCUCUGAUAAUUUAUUUAAAAUAAAACAUCUAAUUUGCUAAGAUUUGAUGGUAUCAUUAUUAUAAAGCAACCCAGUUCCUAUAUAUGGGAAAUAAUUAUUAUUUAUUAAAUCUUAAACAAAGCCUUAACAUAUAUCUGUCAGUUCUGUUACUACUUAAGCUCUAUCUGGAAGAAAAUUUUAGAUUGAUUUGUUCUCCCUAUUAAAGUGACUGUAGGAAAAAAAAUUACUUAAUUUGAGCAAGACUUGGGAUAUACUAUAUUUCAUUGAAUCUAAAAUGUCAUCAAUUAUAAAGUAUAUUAUUUUAUAUACCUCCAAGAAAUAAAAAUGCUGCUAAUUAAAUGAUAUUUAAAUUGUCCUUUUAAAUAUCAUAUUUAAAGAUACCUUUCAAUACCAGAGAUAUUAAAACAUGCAUCUUACAAUCAGCGAACUAUGGUAAUGUAUUCUUGUCCUCUUAAUACUUUUUUUCCUGGCUAUCAAAUUUCACAAUUAAAAUAAGGCAAAAUAAACAUAGUCUGAAUAUUUUUUCUGCAGAGUAAUUAAGUAUAGAGCAUAACUUUCCAUCAUGAAAGCAAGCCAGCUGAGUCAGACAUUUUAUCUUUAGGCUGGCUGAAUGUCACUGAAGCCUUCUAGUGGAGAAGUUGACCCACCUGUGGAAUACCUGACACUAAAUGGCAUCUCGAUGACCUAAAGCACUCUACAUUUUUUUGAAGGGUUUUAAUUUCAUCACAAGGUACUGUGUAGCAUCACGUUUACAUUGUAUGAUUAUACAAAGGUGCUCUUCAUACAUAAUUGUCCCUUAAGAUGUAUCAGUACAGGACUUCAAUCUUGUUGUGCUGAAACCAAAAAGAACAGAUUUCCCAUUCUAGGUGUUCCACCUAGUACUAAAAUUAACAAAAGUCAUGCACAAAACUACCUCCCUAGAGAAAGGCUAGUCCCUUUUCCUCCCCAUCCAUUUCUUCAUGAACAUAGUAGAAGACAGCAAAUUCUUAUCAAAUCUGAUGAAAAACGCCAACAUGUUUGAAUUGAAAUACGACUUUUCAUGUGAGCUAUUCCGAAUGUCUACAUAUUCGACUUUCCCCACUGCCAUUCCUGUGUCGGAAAGGAGUCUUGCUCGUGCUGGUUUUUAUUAUACUGGUGUGAAUGACAAGGUCAAAUGUUUCUGUUGCGGCCUGAUGCUGGAUAACUGGAAACAAGGAGACAACCCUAUUGAGAAGCAUAAAAAGUUGUAUCCUAGCUGUAGCUUUGUUCAGAAACUAAAUUCAGGUAACAUUUCGGGAGCUGCCUUUCAGUUUAAUUUGCCUUUUUCAGUAACAAAUUCCACACAUUUAUUACUUCCAAGUUCAGAAAACAUUGGUUAUUUCAGUGGCUCUUAUUCAAGCUUUCCCUCAAGUCCUGUAAACUCCGAAGCAAAUCAAGAUCUUUCUGCCUUGAGAAGUCCCAACUAUUGCCUAAUGAAUACUGAAAAUGCCAGAUUACUUACUUUCCAGAUGUGGCCAUUGGCCUGCCCAUCACCAACAGAUCUGGCAAAAGCAGGUUUUUACUACAUAGGACCUGGAGAUAGAGUGGCUUGCUUUGCCUGUGGUGGAAAAUUGAGCAACUGGGAACCAAAUGAUGAUGCUAUGACAGAACACCUGAGACAUUUCCCCAAAUGCCCAUUUUUGGAAAGUCAGCCUCAAGACGCUUCAAGAUACAGUAUUUCUAAUCUGAGCAUGCAGACACAGGCAGCCCGUUUUAGAACAUACAGUAACUGGCCCGCUAGUGUUCCGGUUCAUCCUCAGCAGCUUGCAAGUGCUGGUUUUUAUUACAUGGGUUACAAUGAUGAUGUCAAAUGCUUUUGCUGUGAUGGUGGACUGAGGUGUUGGGAACCUGGAGAUGACCCAUGGGUGGAACAUGCCAAGUGGUUUCCAAGGUGUGAGUACUUGAUACGAGUUAAAGGACAAGAGUUCAUCAGCCGAAUUCAAGCCAGUUACCCUCAUCUGCUUGAACAGCUGUUAUCUACUUCAGACAAUCCAGAAGAUGAAAAUGCAGAGUCACCAAUUAUUCAUUAUGGACCAGGAGAAAACCGUUCAGAAGAUGCGGUCAUGAUGAAUACACCUGUGGUUAAAGCUGCCUUGGAAAUGGGCUUCAGUAGAAGGCUGGUCAAACAGACAGUUCAGAGUAAGAUCCUAACAACUGGAGAGAAUUACAAAGUCGUCAGUGAUCUUGUAUUAGAUUUACUUAAUGCUGAAGAUGAAAUAAGGGAAGAAGAGAAAGAAAGAGCAACUGAGGAAGAAGAAUCAGAUGAUCUAUCAUGUAUCCGGAAAAAUAGAAUGGCACUUUUUCAACAUUUGACUUGUGUGCUUCCAAUCUUGGAUAGUCUACUAAUUGCCAGAGUGAUUAAUGAACAAGAACAUGAAGUUAUUAAACAGAAAACACAGACAUAUUUGCAAGCAAGAGAACUGAUUGAUACUAUUAUAGUAAAAGGAAAUUUUGCAGCCACCAUAUUCAGAAAGUCUCUACAAGAAAUUGACCCCGUAUUAUACAAGCGUUUAUUUGUGCAACAGGACAUCAAGUAUAUUCCCACAGAAAAUAUUUCAGAUUUACCAAUGGAAGAACAAUUGAGGAGACUGCAAGAAGAAAGAACAUGUAAAGUGUGUAUGGACAAAGAAGUGUCCAUAGUGUUUAUUCCCUGUGGUCAUCUAGCAGUAUGCAAAGAUUGCGCCCCUUCUCUAAGAAAAUGUCCUAUUUGUAGAGGUACAAUCAAGGGUACAGUUCGUACAUUUCUUUCAUGAAGAUGAUCCAAAAUUUUAGAAUUAAUGGAUUAAAUAUAUUGUAAUUUUAACUUU
This is a messenger RNA of Phyllostomus discolor (pale spear-nosed bat), 4317 nucleotides long. It is a transcript of the gene BIRC3, whose product is annotated as baculoviral IAP repeat containing 3. Gene Ontology annotation, biological process: regulation of apoptotic process. The transcript is spliced from 9 exons. Lineage: Eukaryota; Metazoa; Chordata; Mammalia; Chiroptera; Phyllostomidae. The record is from RefSeq and is a predicted model, not a curated record. Bases 2452 to 4263 code for a protein of 603 amino acids.